This is a messenger RNA of Tachysurus vachellii, 23159 nucleotides long. It is a transcript of the gene ahnak, whose product is annotated as AHNAK nucleoprotein. Gene Ontology annotation, cellular component: costamere; nucleus; cytoplasm. Lineage: Eukaryota; Metazoa; Chordata; Actinopteri; Siluriformes; Bagridae. Gene Ontology annotation, molecular function: protein binding. Gene Ontology annotation, biological process: regulation of RNA splicing. The record is from RefSeq and is a predicted model, not a curated record.
AGUUACGACUACAUAGCAAAGAGAGAGAAAAAAGUGUUGGGGAGAGAGAGAGAGGGAGGGAUAGAAAGAAAAAAGAAAGUUAUCCAAAAACUCUGAGCGCAUCGGACAGUUGGAACAGAAGGCGUUUUGCGGCUGUGGCAGAAAGGCGUGCGCAACAGAGGAUGCUCAUGCCAAGGUGUUAAACCUUUUUGGAAGCAGUGAACUGCUCCCAGAAAACAGAACAGAAGUGUGGCAGAAGACAUUGCCUAAUAUUGCUUGAGCUCCUGGGAGAGAUACUUGGGCUGAGCCCAUCCUAGAGGAUAACUCAAGGGGAAAAGGAGAUCAAGGAUUAGAAAUGGCUGACGAAGAGGACACAAGAGAAGUGCUCUUCCCUCAGUGGAUGGGCCCUGAUAAGCACGGGCUUACAAUAGAGCAAAAGGCUCAUGGAGAAAUUUUUGUGACAGAAGUGAAAGAAGAAUCCCCUGCUGCUCAUACUGGGAGAGUAUUUGAAGGUGAUCAAAUUGUUGGUGCCACAAUCUACUUUGAGAAUAUGAGCUCAGAAGAAACAGCAGAGUUAUUGAAGACGCUUAACAGACACAAAGUUGGACUAAAACUACAGCACAAGACGGGAGACAAAUCACCUUGUCGCUCUCCCAUGGGCACAUUGUCAUGGGAAGCACAAACUGGAUUUGGAGGUUCUAGUCCUGAUAUAGUCCUGAGUGGGGAUGACGAGGAAUACAGGAGAAUCUACACUAAGAAAAUUAAGCCCAGACUGAAGUCUGAGGACCUUGCAGAGGGAGUUGAUGUACGUACAGAACGUCAUAGCAGCACGAGCAGUGAUGGCAGCACCAUUACAACCAUUACACGACGUAUCACUACAUACACUGUGGACAUACCAGGGGGAUCUGGCCAGCAACAGAUUGAUAUUUCAAGUCCAGAAUUCAAACUUAAUGUUUCAGAGGGGAGCUCUGCUCAAAUUAAAAUGCCUCAUGGAAGCAUAAUAAGCAGGGUCAGUGGGCAAGAGGCAUUAGAUCUUGGUGAAGGUAGAGUAAAAGAUCCAAAAGGCUCCUCUGAAAAGCACUGGAGUACAGCACAUGUCAAAACAUCAUUUACAACAGAGGGAAGUGGGAAGGAUUUUAAAUUAAAUAGAUAUGACACUGGACUGACAACAGCAAAAGCACUUGGAGGAGAAGGGUCUUCAGAAUUGAUUCAGUAUGAUUAUAGUGUAAGGGGACAAGGCUCACUUACACCAGACACACAAACAGGUUAUACCGAUCUCUCAGUUAAACCUGGCAUAGGGACAGAUAAGUAUCUGGUAAGCAAUAGUGAACAAUUGUUGAAAAUGAAACGUGAGGUUACUAUUUCAGGUAAAGAAGCUGAAAAGAAUAUUGAAUCACCCAAAGUGAACAUUACAGGUGCAGAGGAAUCAGAAGGAGGAAUGAAGAUGUCAAAAAUAAGUGUGUCAUCAAUUGAAAUUAAAAGUCCAAAGGCUAAGAGUGAUGCAGACAAAGUUUUACAGAGUGAAAUAAAAGCAGCAAAAAUGGAUAUCAAGGCUCCUGGCAUUGUAGACCCUAAGCUAAAAUUGACAUCCAUUUCAGGUUCAGAAAUUAAUAUUAAGAGUCUUAAGGCAAAAGGAGAAGUUGAUGUUUCAGUACCAAAUGUUGACGGGGCCAUAAAAGCACCAGAAGUGGACAUUAGACAUCCAGUGGUUGGUAUAGAGGGCUCUGAUGGAGGAAUAACAAUGCCAGAAAUAAUAAUGCCUUCAAUUCAACUUCAAGGGCCGAAGGUUGAAGGUCCUAAUGUAGAUGCAAGUCUUCACAAAGGUGAAGUUGACAUAAAAGGACUCAAUAUAGACAUGUCAACAAAUGUUGACAUUGAGGGACAAAAGGGAAAAGUGAAGGGUCCAAAAGUGAAGAUGCCAUCCAUUUCUGGUCCAAAGAUCUCCAAGAGUGAUCAACUCAAGAGUGAUGUAGAUGUGAAUAAAGACUCUAAUAUUAAAUCAGAUGUUGACAUUUCACUUGCAAAAGUUGAAGGGGACAUUAAGGCACCAAAAGUAGAUGUUAAAGUUCCACAAAUUGAUACCGAAGGCCCUGAAGGAGGAUUCAAAAUGCCAAAAAUGAAAAUGCCAUCAUUUAGUGUUAAAGGUCUAAAGGGUGAAGGGCCUGAUGUAAAUCUUCCAGAGGGUGAAGUAGACAUUAAAGGACCAUCCAUAGAUGUCAAGACACCAGAAGUUGAUAUUGAGGGACCGGAGGGAAAAUUGAAGGGUCCAAAGAUCUCAAUGCCAGAUGUGGAUUUCAACCUCAAGGGCCCUAAGGUAAAAGGAGAAGUCGAUGCUUCUUUUCCAAAACUUGAAGGGGAAAUAAAAACUCAAAAAGUGGUCAUCAGAAGUCCAGAUGUUGACAUUGAAGGACCAGAAGGGAAAAUCAAAGGUCCCAAAUUGAAAAUGCCAUCCAUAUCUGGCCCAAAGAUCUCAAUGCCUGAUGUGGACUUGAAUCUUAAAGGCCCUAAAUUAAAAGGUGAUGUGGAUGUCUCAGUUCCCAAGAUUGAGGGUGACAUUAAAGCACCGAAAGUUGACUUUGAAGGUCCAGAUAUGAAUGUUGAGGGAUCAGGAGGCUUCAAGAUGCCUAAAAUCAAGAUGCCAACGUUUGACACCAAAGUUCCAAAAGUUGAGGGCCCUGAUAUUGACAUAAAUCUACCAAAAGCAGAUAUUGAUGUCAGAGACCCUAAGAUUGAUCUGAAAUGCCCAGAUGUUGACAUUGAAGGACCAGAAGGAAAAAUUAAGGGUCCCAAAUUGAAAAUGCCAACCAUAUCUGGCCCAAAGAUCUCCAUGCCUGAUGUGGACUUGAAUCUUAAAGGACCUAAAUUAAAAGGGGAUGUGGAUGUCUCAGUUCCCAAGAUUGAGGGUGACAUUAAAGCACCGAAAGUUGAUAUAGAAGGUCCAGAUGUGAAUGUUGAGGGAUCAGGAGGCUUCAAGGUGCCUAAAAUCAAGAUGCCAACAUUUAACAUCAAAAGUCCAAAAGUUGAGGGCCCUGAUAUUGACGUAAAUCUACCAAAGGCAGAUAUUGAUGUCAAAGGCCCUAAGAUUGAUGUGAAAUGCCCAGAUGUUGACAUUGAAGGACCAGAAGGGAAAAUCAAAGGUCCCAAAUUCAAAAUGCCAACCAUAUCCGGUCCAAAGAUCUCAAUGCCUGAUGUGGACUUGAAUCUAAAAGGCCCUAAAUUAAAAGGGGAUGUGGAUGUCUCAGUUCCCAAAAUUGAGGGAGACAUUAAAGCACCGAAAGUUGACAUUCAAGGACCAGAUGUAGAUAUUGAGGGAUCAGGAGGCUUCAAGAUGCCUAAAAUCAAGAUGCCAACAUUUGGCGGCAAAGUUCAAAAAGUUGAGGGCCCUGAUAUUGACUUAAAUCUACCAAAGGCAGAUAUUGAUGUCAAAGGCCCUAAGAUUGAUCUGAAAUGCCCAGAUGUUGACAUUGAAGGACCAGAAGGAAAAAUCAAAGGUCCCAAAUUCAAAAUGCCAACCAUAUCCGGUCCAAAGAUCUCAAUGCCUGAUGUGGACUUGAAUCUAAAAGGCCCUAAAUUAAAAGGGGAUGUGGAUGUCUCAGUUCCCAAGAUUGAGGGAGACAUUAAAGCACCGAAAGUUGACAUUGAAGGUCCAGAUGUUGAUAUUGAGGGAUCAGGAGGCUUCAAGAUGCCUAAAAUCAAAAUGCCAACGUUUGGCAUCAAAGGUCCAAAAGUUGAGGGCCCUGAUACUGAUUUCCAUCUACCAAAGGCAGAUCUUGAUGUCAAAGGCCCUAAGAUUGAUCUGAAAAGCCCAGAUAUUGACAUUGAAGGACCAGAAGGGAAUAUCAAAGGUCCCAAAUUCAAAAUGCCAACCAUAUCCGGUCCAAAGAUCUCAAUGCCUGAUGUGGACUUUAAUCUUAAAGGACCUAAAUUGAAAGGGGAUGUGGAUGUCUCAGUUCCCAAAAUUGAGGGGGACAUUAAAGCACCAAAAGUUGACAUUGAAGGUCCAGAUGUGGAUAUUGAGGGAUCAGGAGGCUUCAAGAUGCCUAAAAUCAAGAUGCCAACAUUUGGUGCCAAAGUUCAAAAAGUUGAGGGCCCUGAUAUUGACAUAAAUCUACCAAAAGCAGAUAUUGAUGUCAGAGACCCUAAGAUUGAUCUGAAAUGCCCAGAUGUUGAUAUUGAAGGACCAGAAGGAAAAAUCAAAGGUCCCAAAUUCAAAAUGCCAACCAUAUCCGGUCCAAAGAUCUCAAUGCCUGAUGUGGACUUGAAUCUAAAAGGCCCUAAAUUGAAAGGGGAUGUGGAUGUCUCCGUUCCCAAAAUUGAGGGAGAAAUUAAAGCACCGAAAGUUGAAAUUGAAGGUCCAGAUGUGGAUAUUGAGGGAUCAGGAGGCUUCAAGAUGCCUAAGAUCAAGAUGCCAACAUUUGGCGGCAAAGGUCAAAAAGUUGAGGGCCCUGAUAUUGAUGUAAAUCUACCAAAGGCAGAUAUUGAUGUCAAAGGCCCUAAGAUUGAUCUGAAAUGCCCAGAUGUUGACAUUGAAGGACCAGAAGGAAAAAUCAAAGGUCCCAAAUUCAAAAUGCCAACCAUAUCCGGUCCAAAGAUCUCAAUGCCUGAUGUGGACUUGAAUCUAAAAGGCCCUAAAUUAAAAGGGGAUGUGGAUGUCUCAGUUCUCAAGAUUGAGGGAGACAUUAAAGCACCGAAAGUUGACAUUGAAGGUCCAGAUGUUGAUAUUGAGGGAUCAGGAGGCUUCAAGAUGCCUAAAAUCAAAAUGCCAACGUUUGGCAUCAAAGGUCCAAAAGUUGAGGGCCCUGAUACUGAUUUCAAUCUACCAAAGGCAGAUCUUGAUGUCAAAGGCCCUAAGAUUGAUCUGAAAAGCCCAGAUAUUGACAUUGAAGGACCAGAAGGGAAUAUCAAAGGUCCCAAAUUCAAAAUGCCAACCAUAUCCGGUCCAAAGAUCUCAAUGCCUGAUGUGGACUUUAAUCUUAAAGGACCUAAAUUGAAAGGGGAUGUGGAUGUCUCAGUUCCCAAAAUUGAGGGGGACAUUAAAGCACCAAAAGUUGACAUUGAAGGUCCAGAUGUGGAUAUUGAGGGAUCAGGAGGCUUCAAGAUGCCUAAAAUCAAGAUGCCAACAUUUGGUGCCAAAGUUCAAAAAGUUGAGGGCCCUGAUAUUGGCUUAAAUCUACCAAAGGCAGAUAUUGAUGUCAAAGGCCCUAAAAUUGAUCUGAAAUGCCCAGAUGUUGAUAUUGAAGGACCAGAAGGAAAAAUCAAAGGUCCCAAAUUCAAAAUGCCAACCAUAUCCGGUCCAAAGAUCUCAAUGCCUGAUGUGGACUUGAAUCUAAAAGGCCCUAAAUUGAAAGGGGAUGUGGAUGUCUCCGUUCCCAAAAUUGAGGGAGAAAUUAAAGCACCGAAAGUUGAAAUUGAAGGUCCAGAUGUGGAUAUUGAGGGAUCAGGAGGCUUCAAGAUGCCUAAGAUCAAGAUGCCAACAUUUGGCGGCAAAGGUCAAAAAGUUGAGGGCCCUGAUAUUGACUUAAAUCUACCAAAGGCAGAUAUUGAUGUCAAAGGCCCUAAGAUUGAUCUGAAAUGCCCAGAUGUUGACAUUGAAGGACCAGAAGGAAAAAUCAAAUCAACCAUAUCCGGUCCAAAGAUCUCAAUGCCUGAUGUGGACUUUAAUCUUAAAGGACCUAAAUUGAAAGAGGAUGUGGAUGUCUCAGUUCCCAAAAUUGAAGGUGACAUUAAAGCACCGAAAGUUGACAUUGAAGGUCCAGAUGUGGAUGUUGAGGGAUCAGGAGGCUUCAAAAUGCCUAAAAUCAAAAUGCCAACAUUUGGCAUCAAAGGUCCAAAAGUUGAGGGCCCUGAUAUUGAUGUCAAACUACCAAAGGCAGAUAUUGAUGUCAAAGGCCCUAAGAUUGAUCUGAAAAGCCCAGAUAUUGACAUUGAAGGACCAGAAGGGAAAAUCAAAGGUCCCAAAUUCAAAAUGCCAACCAUAUCCGGUCCAAAGAUCUCAAUGCCUGAUGUGGACUUGAAUAUUAAAGGACCUAAAUUGAAAGGGGAUGUGGAUGUCUCAGUUCCCAAAAUUGAGGGAGACAUUAAAGCACCGAAAGUUGACAUUGAAGGUCCAGAUGUGGAUAUUGAGGGAUCAGGAGGCUUCAAGAUGCCUAAAAUCAAGAUGCCAACAUUUGGUGCCAAAGUUUCAAAAGUUGAGGGCCCUGAUAUUGACUUAAAUCUACCAAAGGCUGAUAUUGAUGUCAAAGGCCCGAAGAUUGAUCUGAAAUGCCCAGAUGUUGACAUUGAAGGACCUGAAGGAAAAAUCAAAGGUCCCAAAUUCAAAAUGCCAACCAUAUCCGGUCCAAAGAUCUCAAUGCCUGAUGUGGACUUUAAUCUUAAAGGACCUAAAUUGAAAGGGGAUGUGGAUGUCUCAGUUCCCAAAAUUGAGGGGGACAUUAAAGCACCGAAAGUUGACAUUGAAGGUCCAGAUGUGGAUAUUGAGGGAUCAGGAGGCUUCAAGAUGCCUAAGAUCAAGAUGCCAACAUUUGGCGGCAAAGUUCAAAAAGUUGAGGGCCCUGAUAUUGACUUAAAUCUACAAAAGGCAGAUAUUGAUGUCAAAGGCCCUAAGAUUGAUCUGAAAUGCCCAGAUGUUGACAUUGAAGGACCAGAAGGAAAAAUCAAAGGUCCCAAAUUCAAAAUGCCAACCAUAUCCGGUCCAAAGAUCUCAAUGCCUGACAUGGACUUUAAUCUUAAAGGACCUAAAUUGAAAGGGGAUGUGGAUGUCUCAGUUCCCAAAAUUGAGGGGGACAUUAAAGCACCGAAAGUUGACAUUAAAGGUCCAGAUGUGGAUAUUGAGGGAUCAGGAGGCUUCAAGAUGCCUAAAAUCAAGAUGCCAACAUUUGGCGGCAAAGUUCCAAAAGUUGAGGGCCCUGAUAUUGAUGUAAAUCUACCAAAGGCAGAUAUUGAUGUCAAAGGCCCUAAGAUUGAUCUGAAAUGCCCAGAUGUUGACAUUGAUGGACCUGAAGGAAAAAUCAAAGGUCCCAAAUUCAAAAUGCCAACCAUAUCCGGUCCAAAGAUCUCAAUGCCUGACAUGGACUUUAAUCUUAAAGGACCUAAAUUGAAAGGGGAUGUGGAUGUCUCAGUUCCCAAAGUUGAGGGGGACAUUAAAGCACCGAAAGUUGACAUUGAAGGUCCAGAUGUGGAUAUUGAGGGAUCAGGAGGCUUCAAGAUGCCUAAAAUCAACAUGCCAACAUUUGGCGGCAAAGUUCCAAAAGUUGAGGGCCCUGAUAUUGAUGUAAAUCUACCAAAGGCAGAUAUUGAUGUCAAAGGCCCUAAGAUUGAUCUGAAAUGCCCAGAUGUUGACAUUGAAGGACCUGAAGGAAAAAUCAAAGGUCCCAAAUUCAAAAUGCCAACCAUAUCCGGUCCAAAGAUCUCAAUGCCUGAUGUGGACUUUAAUCUUAAAGGACCUAAAUUGAAAGGGGAUGUGGAUGUCUCAGUUCCCAAGAUUGAGGGUGACAUUAAAGCACCGAAAGUUGACAUUGAAGGUCCAGAUGUGGAUAUUGAGGGAUCAGGAGGCUUCAAGAUGCCUAAAAUCAAGAUGCCAACGUUUGGUGCCAAAGUUCCAAAAGUUGAGGGCCCUGAUAUUGAUGUAAAUCUACCAAAGGCAGAUCUUGAUGUCAAAGGCCCUAAGAUUGAUCUGAAAAGCCCAGAUAUUGACAUUGAAGGACCAGAAGGGAAAAUCAAAGGUCCAAAAUUCAAAAUGCCAUCCAUAUCCGGUCCAAAGAUCUCAAUGCCUGAUGUGGACUUCAAUCUUAAAGGACCUAAAUUGAAAGGGGAUGUGGAUGUCUCAGUUCCCAAGAUUGAGGGUGACGUUAAAGCACCGAAAGUUGAAAUUGAAGGUCCAGAUGUGGAUAUUGAGGGAUCAGGAGGCUUCAAGAUGCCUAAAAUCAAGAUGCCAACGUUUGGUGCCAAAGUUCCAAAAGUUCAGGCCCCUGAUAUUGAUGUAAAUCUACCAAAGGCAGAUCUUGAUGUCAAAGGCCCCAAGAUUGAUCUGAAAAGCCCAGAUAUUGACAUUGAAGGACCAGAAGGGAAAAUCAAGGGUCCCAAAUUCAAAAUGCCAACCAUAUCCGGUCCAAAGAUCUCAAUGCCUGACGUGGACUUUAAUCUUAAAGGACCUAAAUUGAAAGGGGAUGUGGAUGUCUCAGUUCCCAAGAUUGAGGGUGACAUUAAAGCACCGAAAGUUAACAUUGAAGGUCCAGAUGUGGAUAUUGAGGGAUCAGGAGGCCUCAAGAUGCCUAAAAUCAAGAUGCCAACGUUGGGUGGGAAACUUCCAAAAGUUGAGGGCCCUGAUAUUGACGUAAAUCUACCAAAGGCAGAUAUUGAUGUCAAAGGCCCUAAAAUUGAUCUGAAAAGCCCAGAUAUUGAUAUUGAAGGACCAGAAGGGAAAAUCAAAGGUCCCAAAUUCAAAAUGCCAACCAUAUCCGGUCCAAAGAUCUCAAUGCCUGAUGUGGACUUUAAUCUUAAAGGACCUAAAUUGAAAGGGGAUGUGGAUGUCUCAGUUCCCAAGAUUGAGGGUGACAUUAAAGCACCAAAGGUUGACAUUGAAGGUCCAGAUGUGGAUAUUGAGGGAUCAGGAGGCUUCAAGAUGCCUAAAAUCAAGAUGCCAACAUUUGGUGCCAAAGUUCCAAAAGUUGAGGGCCCUGAUAUUGAUGUAAAUCUACCAAAGGCAGAUCUUGAUGUCAAAGGCCCUAAGAUUGAUCUGAAAAGCCCAGAUAUUGACAUUGAAGGACCAGAAGGGAAAAUCAAAGGUCCUAAAUUCAAAAUGCCAACCAUAUCCGGUCCAAAGAUCUCAAUGCCUGAUGUGGACUUUAAUCUUAAAGGACCUAAAUUGAAAGGGGAUGUGGAUGUCUCAGUUCCCAAGAUUGAGGGUGACAUUAAAGCACCGAAAGUUGACAUUGAAGGUCCAGAUGUGGAUAUUGAGGGAUCAGGAGGCUUCAAGAUGCCUAAAAUCAAGAUGCCAACGUUUGGUGCCAAAGUUCCAAAAGUUGAGGGCCCUGAUAUUGAUGUAAAUCUACCAAAGGCAGAUCUUGAUGUCAAAGGCCCUAAGAUUGAUCUGAAAAGCCCAGAUAUUGACAUUGAAGGUCCAGAAGGGAAAAUCAAAGGUCCAAAAUUCAAAAUGCCAUCCAUAUCCGGUCCAAAGAUCUCAAUGCCUGAUGUGGACUUCAAUCUUAAAGGACCUAAAUUGAAAGGUGAUGUGGAUGUCUCAGUUCCCAAGAUUGAGGGUGACGUUAAAGCACCGAAAGUUGAAAUUGAAGGUCCAGAUGUGGAUAUUGAGGGAUCAGGAGGCUUCAAGAUGCCUAAAAUCAAGAUGCCAACGUUUGGUGCCAAAGUUCCAAAAGUUGAGGCCCCUGAUAUUGAUGUAAAUCUACCAAAGGCAGAUCUUGAUGUCAAAGGCCCCAAGAUUGAUCUGAAAAGCCCAGAUAUUGACAUUGAAGGACCAGAAGGGAAAAUCAAGGGUCCCAAAUUCAAAAUGCCAACGAUAUCCGGUCCAAAGAUCUCAAUGCCUGACAUGGACUUUAAUCUUAAAGGACCUAAAUUGAAAGGGGAUGUGGAUGUCUCAGUUCCCAAGAUUGAGGGUGACAUUAAAGCACCAAAAGUUAACAUUGAAGGUCCAGAUGUGGAUAUUGAGGGAUCAGGAGGCCUCAAGAUGCCUAAAAUCAAGAUGCCAACGUUUGGUGGCAAACUUCCAAAAGUUGAGGGCCCUGAUAUUGACGUAAAUCUACCAAAGGCAGAUAUUGAUGUCAGUGCUCCUAAGAUUGAUAUUAAAAGCCCAGAUAUUGACAUUGAAGGACCAGAAGGGAAAAUCAAAGGUCCCAAAUUCAAAAUGCCAACCAUAUCCGGUCCAAAGAUCUCAAUGCCUGAUGUGGACUUCAAUCUUAAAGGACCUAAAUUGAAAGGGGAUGUGGAUGUCUCAGUUCCCAAGAUUGAGGGUGAAAUUAAAGCACCGAAAGUUGACAUCGAAGGUCCAGAUGUGGAUAUUGAGGGAUCAGGAGGCUUUAAGAUGCCUAAAAUCAAGAUGCCAACGGUUGUUGGCAAAGUUCCAAAAGUUGAGGGCCCUGAUAUUGAUGUUAAUCUACCAAAGGCAAAUAUUGAUGUCAAAGGGCCUAAGAUUGAUCUGAAAAGCCCAGAUAUUGACAUUGAAGGACCAGAAGGGAAAAUCAAAGGUCCCAAAUUUAAAAUGCCAACCAUAUCCGGUCCAAAGAUCUCAAUGCCUGAUGUGGACUUUAAUCUUAAAGGCCCUAAAUUAAAAGGGGAUGUGGAUGUCUCAGUACCCAAGAUUGAGGGAGACAUUAAAGCACCGAAAGUUGACAUUGAAGGUCCAGAUGUUGAUAUUGAGGGAUCAGGAGGCUUCAAGAUGCCUAAAAUCAAGAUGCCAACAUUUGGUAUUAAAGGUCUAAAUGUUGAGAGCCCUGACAUUGAUCUGCCCAAAGCUGAUGUUGAUAUAAAAGGCCCAAGCAUAGAUAUCAAAGCCCCAGAUGUUGAUAUUGAGGGGCCUGUAGGUAAAGUGAAGGGGCCUAAAUUUGAAAUUGAACAGGCCAAAAUUGACCUUGAUGUUCCAGGAGCUUCAGUCAAGAAGUCUAAAUUCAAAAUGCCAAAAUUUGGUUCGAAAGCACCCAAAAUUGAAGGAGCAGAUGUUGAUGUUAAAGUACCAAAAGGUGAUGUCACUGUAGAAGCCAAAAGUCCAGAGGGUGGUUUUAAGUUGCCAAAAUUCAAGAUGCCAAAAUUUGGUUUCAAACAUUCUAAAGCGGACAUCCCAAGUGUUGACGAAUCAGACAUAAAUGUAAACAUCAGAAGUCCAUCUGUUGAUAUUGAAGCUCCAGAGGGAAAAGUCAAAAGCCCUAAAAUUAAGAUGCCAACUCUCUCAGGGCCAAGUAUUGCGUUACCUGAUGUGGACCUGAAUCUUAAAGGCCCUAAAUUAAAAGGGGAUGUGGAUGUCUCAGUUCCCAAGAUUGAGGGUGACAUUAAAGCACCGAAAGUUGACAUAGAAGGUCCAGAUGUGGAUGUUGAUGGAUCAGGAGGCUUCAAGAUGCCUAAAAUCAAGAUGCCAACGUUUGGCACCAAACUUCCAAAUGUUGAGGGCCCUGAUAUUGAUGUAAAUCUGCCAAAGGCAGAGAUUGAUGUUAAAGGUCCUAAGAUUGCUGUCCAAAGCCCAGAUAUUGACGUCGAAGGACCAGAAGGGAAAAUCAAAGGUCCCAAAUUCAAAAUGCCAACUAUAUCCGGUCCAAAGCUCUCAAUGCCUGAUGUGGACUUCAAUCUUAAAGGACCUAAAUUGAAAGGGGAUGUGGAUGUGUCAGUUCCCAAGAUUGAGGGUGACAUUAAAGCCCCAAAAGUUGACAUCGAAGGUCCAGAUGUGGAUAUUGAGGGAUCAGGAGGCUUCAAGAUGCCUAAAAUCAAAAUGCCAACAUUUGGCGGCAAAGUUCCAAAAGUUGAAGGCCCUGAUAUUGAUGUAAAUCUACCAAAGGCAGAUAUUGAUGUCAAAGGGCCUAAGAUUGAUGUGAAAUGCCCAGAUAUUGACAUUGAAGGACCAGAAGGGAAAAUCAAAGGUCCCAAGUUUAAAAUGCCAACCAUAUCCGGUCCAAAGAUCUCAAUGCCUGAUAUGGACUUUAAUCUUAAAGGCCCUAAAUUAAAAGGGGAUAUGGAUGUCUCAGUUCCCAAGAUUGAGGGUGAUAUCAAAGCACCGAAAGUUGACAUCGAAGGUCCAGAUGUGGAUAUUGAGGGAUCAGGAGGCUUCAAGAUGCCUAAAAUCAAAAUGCCUACAUUUGGCGGCAAAGUUCCAAAAGUUGAGGGCCCUGAUAUUGACUUAAAUCUACCAAAGGCAGAUAUUGAUGUCAAAGGCCCUAAGAUUGAUCUGAAAAGCCCAGAUAUUGACAUUGAAGGACCAGAAGGGAAAAUCAAAGGUCCCAAAUUCAAAAUGCCAACCAUAUCCGGUCCACAUAUCUCAAUGCCUGAUGUGGACUUUAAUCUUAAAGGACCUAAAUUGAAAGGGGAUGUGGAUGUCUCAGUUCCCAAGCUUGAGGGUGACAUUAAAGCACCGAAAGUUGAAAUUGAAGGUCCAGAUGUGGAUAUUGAGGGAUCAGGAGGCUUCAAGAUGCCUAAAAUCAAGAUGCCAACAUUUGGCGGCAAAGUUCCAAAAGUUGAGGGCCCUGAUAUUGACUUAAAUUUACCAAAGGCAGAUCUUGAUGUCAAAGGCCCUAAGAUUGAUCUGAAAAGCCCAGAUAUUGACAUUGAAGGACCAGAAGGGAAAAUCAAAGGUCCCAAAUUCAAAAUGCCAACCAUAUCCGGUCCACAUAUCUCAAUGCCUGAUGUAGACUUUAAUCUUAAAGGACCUAAAUUGAAAGGGGAUGUGGAUGUCUCAGUUCCCAAGAUUGAGGGUGACAUUAAAGCACCGAAAGUUGACAUUGAAGGUCCAGAUGUGGAUAUUGAGGGAUCAGGAGGUUUCAAGAUGCCUAAAUUCAAAAUGCCAACAUUUGGCGGCAAAGGUCCAAAAGUUGAGGGCCCUGAUAUUGAUGUAAAUCUUCCAAGAACAGAUAUUGAUGUCAAAGGUCCUAAGAUUGAUCUGAAAAGCCCAGAUAUUGACAUUGAAGGACCAGAAGGGAAAAUCAAAGGUCCCAAAUUCAAAAUGCCAACCAUAUCCGGUCCACAUAUCUCAAUGCCUGAUGUAGACUUUAAUCUUAAAGGACCUAAAUUGAAAGGGGAUGUGGAUGUCUCAGUUCCCAAGAUUGAGGGUGAAAUUAAAGCACCGAUUGACAUUGAAGGUCCAGCUGUGGAUAUUGAGGGAUCAGGAGGUUUCAAGAUGCCUAAAUUCAAAAUGCCAACAUUUGGCGGCAAAGUUCCAAAAGUUGAGGGCCCUGAUAUUGAUGUAAAUCUUCCAAGAACAGAUAUUGAUGUCAAAGGUCCUAAGAUUGAUCUGAAAAGCCCAGAUAUUGACAUUGAAGGACCAGAAGGGAAAAUCAAAGGUCCCAAAUUCAAAAUGCCAACCAUAUCCGGUCCAAAGAUCUCAAUGCCUGAUGUGGACUUCAAUCUUAAAGGACCUAAAUUGAAAGGGGAUGUGGAUGUCUCAGUUCCCAAGAUUGAGGGUGAUAUUAAAGCACCGAAAGUUGACAUCGAAGGUCCAGAUGUGGAUAUUGAGGGAUCAGGAGGCUUCAAGAUGCCUAAAAUCAAAAUGCCAACAUUUGGCGGCAAAGUUCCAAAAGUUGAGGGCCCUGAUAUUGACUUAAAUUUACCAAAGGCAGAUCUUGAUGUCAAAGGCCCUAAGAUUGAUCUGAAAAGCCCAGAUAUUGACAUUGAAGGACCAGAAGGGAAAAUCAAAGGUCCCAAAUUCAAAAUGCCAACCAUAUCCGGUCCACAUAUCUCAAUGCCUGAUGUAGACUUUAAUCUUAAAGGACCUAAAUUGAAAGGGGAUGUGGAUGUCUCAGUUCCCAAGAUUGAGGGUGACAUUAAAGCACCGAAAGUUGACAUUGAAGGUCCAGAUGUGGAUAUUGAGGGAUCAGGAGGUUUCAAGAUGCCUAAAUUCAAAAUGCCAACAUUUGGCGGCAAAGUUCCAAAAGUUGAGGGCCCUGAUAUUGAUGUAAAUCUUCCAAGAACAGAUAUUGAUGUCAAAGGUCCUAAGAUGGAUCUGAAAAGCCCAAAUAUUGACAUUGAAGGACCAGAAGGGAAAAUCAAAGGUCCCAAAUUCAAAAUGCCAACCAUAUCCGGUCCAAAGAUCUCAAUGCCUGAUGUGGACUUCAAUCUUAAAGGACCUAAAUUGAAAGGGGAUGUGGAUGUCUCAGUUCCCAAGAUUGAGGGUGAUAUUAAAGCACCGAAAGUUGACAUCGAAGGUCCAGAUGUGGAUAUUGAGGGAUCAGGAGGCUUAAAGAUGCCUAAAAUCAAAAUGCCAACAUUUGGCGGCAAAGUUCCAAAAGUUGAGGGCCCUGAUAUUGACUUAAAUCUACCAAAGGCAGAUAUUGAUGUCAAAGGCCCUAAGAUUGAUCUGAAAAGCCCAGAUAUUGACAUUGAAGGACCAGAAGGGAAAAUCAAAGGUCCCAAAUUCAAAAUGCCAACCAUAUCCGGUCCAAACAUCUCAAUGCCUGAUGUAGACUUUAAUCUUAAAGGCCCUAAAUUAAAAGGAGAUAUGGGUGUCUCAGUUCCCAAGAUUGAGGGUGACAUUAAAGCACCCAAAGUUGACAUCGAAGGUCCAGAUGUGGAUAUUGAGGGAUCAGGAGGUUUCAAGAUGCCUAAAUUCAAAAUGCCAACUUUUGGCGGCAAAGUUCCAAAAGUUGAGGGCCCUGAUAUUGACGUAAAUCUCCCAAGAACAGAUAUUGAUGUCAAAGGUCCUAAGAUGGAUCUGAAAAGCCCAGAUAUUGACAUUGAAGGACCAGAAGGGAAAAUCAAAGGUCCCAAAUUCAAAAUGCCAACCAUAUCUGGUCCAAAGAUCUCAAUGCCUGAUGUGGACUUCAAUCUUAAAGGACCUAAAUUGAAAGGGGAUGUGGAUGUCUCAGUUCCCAAGAUUGAGGGUGACAUUAAAGCACCGAAAGUUGAAAUUGAAGGUCCAGAUGUGGAUAUUGAGGGAUCAGGAGGCUUCAAGAUGCCUAAAAUCAAAAUGCCAACGUUUGGCAUCAAAGGUCCAAAAGUUGAGGGCCCUGAUAUUGACUUAAAUCUACCAAAGGCAGAUCUUGAUGUUAAAGGCCCCAAGAUUGAUCUGAAAUGCCCAGAUGUUGACAUUGAAGGACCAGAAGGGAAAAUCAAAGGUCCCAAGUUUAAAAUGCCAAAUAUAUCUGGUCCAAAGAUCUCAAUGCCUGAUAUGGACUUUAAUCUUAAAGGCCCUAAAUUAAAAGGUGAUAUGGAUGUCUCAGUUCCCAAGAUUGAGGGUGAUAUUAAAGCACCGAAAGUUGACAUCGAAGGUCCAGAUGUGGAUAUUGAGGGAUCAGGAGGCUUCAAGAUGCCUAAAAUCAAAAUGCCUACAUUUGGCGGCAAAGUUCCAAAAGUUGAGGGCCCUGAUAUUGACGUAAAUCUACCAAAGGCAGAUAUUGAUGUCAAAGGCCCUAAGAUUGAUCUGAAAAGCCCAGAUAUUGACAUUGAAGGACCAGAAGGGAAAAUUAAAGGUCCCAAAUUCAAAAUGCCGAACAUAUCCGGUCCAAACAUCUCAAUGCCUGAUGUAGACUUUAAUCUUAAAGGCCCUAAAUUAAAAGGAGAUAUGGGUGUCUCAGUUCCCAAGAUUGAGGGUGACAUGAAAGCACCGAAAGUUGACAUCGAAGGUCCAGAUGUGGAUAUUGAGGGAUCAGGAGGUUUCAAGAUGCCUAAAUUCAAAAUGCCAACUUUUGGCGGCAAAGUUCCAAAAGUUGAGGGCCCUGAUAUUGACGUAAAUCUCCCAAGAACAGAUAUUGAUGUCAAAGGUCCUAAGGUGGAUCUGAAAAGCCCAGAUAUUGACAUUGAAGGACCAGAAGGGAAAAUCAAAGGUCCCAAAUUCAAAAUGCCAACCAUAUCUGGUCCAAAGAUCUCAAUGCCUGAUGUGGACUUCAAUCUUAAAGGACCUAAAUUGAAAGGGGAUGUGGAUGUCUCAGUUCCCAAGAUUGAGGGUGACAUUAAAGCACCGAAAGUUGAAAUUGAAGGUCCAGAUGUGGAUAUUGAGGGAUCAGGAGGCUUCAAGAUGCCUAAAAUCAAAAUGCCAACGUUUGGCAUCAAAGGUCCAAAAGUUGAGGGCCCUGAUAUUGAUGUAAAUCUGCCAAAGGCAGAUCUUGAUGUUAAAGGCCCCAAGAUUGAUCUGAAAUGCACAGAUGUUGACAUUGAAGGACCAGAAGGGAAAAUCAAAGGUCCCAAGUUUAAAAUGCCAAAUAUAUCUGGUCCAAAGAUCUCAAUGCCUGAUAUGGACUUUAAUCUUAAAGGCCCUAAAUUAAAAGGGGAUAUGGAUGUCUCAGUUCCCAAGAUUGAGGGUGAUAUUAAAGCACCGAAAGUUGACAUCGAAGGUCCAGAUGUGGAGAUUGAGGGAUCAGGAGGCUUCAAGAUGCCUAAAAUCAAAAUGCCUACAUUUGGCGGCAAAGUUCCAAAAGUUGAGGGGCCUGAUAUUGACUUAAAUCUACCAAAGGCAGAUAUUGAUGUCAAAGGCCCUAAGAUUGAUCUGAAAAGCACAGAUAUUGACAUUGAAGGACCAGAAGGGAAAAUCAAAGGUCCCAAAUUCAAAAUGCCAACCAUAUCCGGUCCACAUAUCUCAAUGCCUGAUGUAGACUUUAAUCUUAAAGGCCCUAAAUUAAAAGGGGAUAUGGGUGUCUCAGUUCCCAAGAUUGAGGGUGACAUGAAAGCACCGAAAGUUGACAUCGAAGGUCCAGAUGUGGAUAUUGAGGGAUCAGGAGGUUUCAAGAUGCCUAAAUUCAAAAUGCCAACUUUUGGCGGCAAAGUUCCAAAAGUUGAGGGCCCUGAUAUUGACUUAAAUCUCCCAAGAACAGAUAUUGAUGUCAAAGGUCCUAAGAUGGAUCUGAAAAGCCCAGAUAUUGACAUUGAAGGACCAGAAGGGAAAAUCAAAGGUCCCAAAUUCAAAAUGCCAACCAUAUCCGGUCCAAAGAUCUCAAUGCCUGAUGUGGACUUCAAUCUUAAAGGACCUAAAUUGAAAGGGGAUGUGGAUGUCUCAGUUCCCAAGAUUGAGGGUGACAUUAAAGCACCAAAAGUUGAAAUUGAAGGUCCAGAUGUGGAUAUUGAGGGAUCAGGAGGUUUCAAGAUGCCUAAAAUAAAGAUGCCAACAUUUGGCGGCAAAGUUCCAAAAGUUGAGGGCCCUGAUAUUGACUUAAAUCUACCAAAGGCAGAUAUUGAUGUCAAAGGCCCUAAGAUUGAUCUGAAAAGCCCAGAUAUUGACAUUGAAGGACCAGAAGGGAAAAUCAAAGGUCCCAAAUUCAAAAUGCCAACGAUAUCCGGUCCACAUAUCUCAAUGCCUGAUGUAGACUUUAAUCUUAAAGGCCCUAAAUUAAAAGGGGAUAUGGGUGUCUCAGUUCCCAAGAUUGAGGGUGACAUUAAAGCACCGAAAAUUGACAUCGAAGGUCCAGAUGUGGAUAUUGAGGGAUCAGGAGGUUUCAAGAUGCCUAAAUUCAAAAUGCCAACUUUUGGCGGCAAAGUUCCAAAAGUUGAGGGCCCUGAUAUUGACGUAAAUCUUCCAAGAACAGAUAUUGAUGUCAAAGGUCCUAAGAUGGAUCUGAAAAGCCCAGAUAUUGACAUUGAAGGACCAGAAGGGAAAAUCAAAGGUCCCAAAUUCAAAAUGCCAACCAUAUCCGGUCCAAAGAUCUCAAUGCCUGAUGUGGACUUCAAUCUUAAAGGACCUAAAUUGAAAGGGGAUGUGGAUGUCUCAGUUCCCAAGAUUGAGGGUGACAUUAAAGCACCAAAAGUUGAAAUUGAAGGUCCAGAUGUGGAUAUUGAGGGAUCAGGAGGUUUCAAGAUGCCUAAAAUAAAGAUGCCAACAUUUGGCGGCAAAGUUCCAAAAGUUGAGGGCCCUGAUAUUGACUUAAAUCUACCAAAGGCAGAUAUUGAUGUCAAAGGCCCUAAGAUUGAUCUGAAAAGCCCAGAUAUUGACAUUGAAGGACCAGAAGGGAAAAUCAAAGGUCCCAAAUUCAAAAUGCCAACGAUAUCCGGUCCACAUAUCUCAAUGCCUGAUGUAGACUUUAAUCUUAAAGGCCCUAAAUUAAAAGGGGAUAUGGGUGUCUCAGUUCCCAAGAUUGAGGGUGACAUUAAAGCACCGAAAAUUGACAUCGAAGGUCCAGAUGUGGAUAUUGAGGGAUCAGGAGGUUUCAAGAUGCCUAAAUUCAAAAUGCCAACUUUUGGUGGCAAAGUUCCAAAAGUUGAGGGCCCUGAUAUUGACGUAAAUCUUCCAAGAACAGAUAUUGAUGUCAAAGGUCCUAAGAUGGAUCUGAAAAGCCCAGAUAUUGACAUUGAAGGACCAGAAGGGAAAAUCAAAGGUCCCAAAUUCAAAAUGCCAACCAUAUCCGGUCCAAAGAUCUCAAUGCCUGAUGUGGACUUCAAUCUUAAAGGACCUAAAUUGAAAGGGGAUGUGGAUGUCUCAGUUCCCAAGAUUGAGGGUGACAUUAAAGCACCGAAAGUUGAAAUUGAAGGUCCAGAUGUGGAUAUUGAGGGAUCAGGAGGCUUCAAGAUGCCUAAAAUCAAAAUGCCAACGUUUGGCAUCAAAGGUCCAAAAGUUGAGGGCCCUGAUAUUGAUGUAAAUCUGCCAAAGGCAGAUCUUGAUGUUAAAGGCCCCAAGAUUGAUCUGAAAUGCCCAAAUGUUGACAUUGAAGGACCAGAAGGGAAAAUCAAAGGUCCCAAGUUUAAAAUGCCAAAUAUAUCCGGUCCACAUAUCUCAAUGCCUGAUGUAGACUUUAAUCUUAAAGGCCCUAAACUAAAAGGGGAUAUGGGUGUCUCAGUUCCCAAGAUUGAGGGUGACAUUAAAGCACCGAAAGUUGACAUCGAAGGUCCAGAUGUGGAUAUUGAGGGAUCAGGAGGUUUCAAGAUGCCUAAAUUCAAAAUGCCAACUUUUGGCGGCAAAGUUCCAAAAGUUGAGGGCCCUGAUAUUGACGUAAAUCUUCCAAGAACAGAUAUUGAUGUCAAAGGUCCUAAGAUGGAUAUGAAAAGCCCAGAUAUUGACAUUGAAGGACCAGAAGGGAAAAUCAAAGGUCCCAAAUUCAAAAUGCCAACCAUAUCCGGUCCAAAGAUCUCAAUGCCUGAUAUGGACUUCAAUCUUAAAGGACCUAAAUUGAAAGGGGAUGUGGAUGUGUCAGUACCCAUGAUUGAGGGUGACAUUAGAGCACCGAAAGUUGACAUCGAAGGUCCAGAUGUGGAUAUUGAGGGAUCAGGAGGCUUCAAGAUGCCUAAAUUCAAAAUGCCAACUUUUGGUGGCAAAGUUCCAAAAGUUGAGGGCCCUGAUAUUGACUUAAAUCUACCAAAGACAGAUAUUGAUGUCAAAGGUCCUAAGAUUGAUCUGAAAAGCCCAGAUAUUGACAUUGAAGGACCCGAAGGGAAAAUCAAAGGUCCCAAAUUCAAAAUGCCAACCAUGUCCGGUCCAAAGAUCUCAAUGCCUGAUGUGGACUUAAAUCUUAAAGGCCCUAAAUUCAAAGGGGAUGUGGAUGUCUCAAUACCCAAGAUUGAGGGUGACAUUAAAGCACCAAAAGUUGCCUUAGAAGGUCCAGAUGUGGAUGUUCAUGGAUCAGGAGGCUUCAAGAUGCCUAAGUUCAAGAUGCCAACUUUUGGCAGCAAAGUUCCAAAAAUUGAGGGCCCUGAUAUUGAUGUAAAUCUACCAAAGACAGAUAUUGAUGUCAAAGGUCCUAAGAUUGAUCUGAAAGGCCCAGAUAUUGACAUUGAAGGACCAGAAGGGAAAAUCAAAGGUCCCAAAUUCAAAAUGCCAACCAUGUCCGGUCCAAAGAUCUCAAUGCCUGAUAUGGACUUUAAUCUUAAAGGCCCUAAAUUCAAAGGGGGUGUGGAUGUCUCAGUUCCCAAGAUUGAGGGUGAUAUUAAAGCACCGAAAGUUGACAUUGAAGGUCCAGAUGUGGAUAUUGAGGGAUCAGGAGGCUUCAAGAUGCCUAAAAUCAAGAUGCCAACGUUUGGUGGCAAAGUUCCAAAAGUUGAGGGCCCUGAUAUUGACUUAAAUCUACCAGAGGCAGAUAUUGAUGUCAGUGCUCCUAAGAUUGAUCUUAAAAGCCCAGAUAUUGACAUUGAAGGACCAGAAGGGAAAAUCAAAGGUCCAAAAUUCAAAAUGCCAUCCAUAUCCGGUCCAAAGAUCUCAAUGCCUGAUGUGGACUUUAACCUUAAAGGACCUAAAUUGAAAGGGGAUGUGGAUGUCUCAGUACGCAAUAUUGAGGGUGACAUUAAUGCACCGAAAGUUGACAUUGAAGGUCCAGAUGUGGAUAUUGAGGGAUCAGGAGGCUUUAAAAUGCCUAAAAUCAAGAUGCCAACGUUUGGUGCCAAAGUUCCAAAAGUUGAGGGCCCUGAUAUUGACGUAAAUCUACCUAAGGCAAAUCUUGAUUUCAAAGGCCCUAAGUUUGAUCUCCAAAGUCCAGAUAUUGACUUUGAAGGACCAGAAGGCAACAUCAAAGGUCCCAAAUUUAAAAUGCCAAACAUAUCCGGUCCAAAGAUCUCAAUGCCCGAAAUGGACUUUAAUCUUAAAGGCCCUAAAUUAAAAGGAGAUGUGGAUGUCUCAGUUCCCAAGAUUGAGGGUGACCUUAAAGCACCAAAAGUUAAGAUUGAAGGUCCAGAUGUAGAUGUUGAAGGAUCAGGAGCCUUCAAGAUGCCUAAAAUUAAAAUGCCAACCAUUUCUGGUCCACAUAUCUCAAUGCCUGAUAUGGACUUUAAUCUUAAAGGCCCUAAAUUAAAAGGGGAUGUGGAUGUCUCAGUUCCCAAGAUUGAGGGUGACAUUACAGCACCAAAAAUUGACUUUGAAGGUCCAGAUGUGGAUAUUGAGGGUUCAGGAGGCUUUAAGAUGCCUAAAAUCAAGAUGCCAACGUUUGGUGCCAAGGUUUCAAAUGUUGAGGCCCCUGAUAUUGACUUAAAUCCACCAAAGGCAGAUAUUGAUGUCAAAGGACCUAAGAUUAAUCUGAAAAGCCCAAAAGUUGACAUUGAAGGUCCAGAUGUGGAUGUUGAUGGUUCAGGUGGCGUCAAGAUUCCUAAAAUCAAAAUGCCACACUUUGGGAUUAAGGGGCCCAUAGUGGAGGGUGGUAAUGCUGAAAUAAAUGUUCCCAAAUUUAAAGCUGACAUUAAAGGUCCUGCUAUGGAUAUCAAACACCCUGAGAUUGGCAAGGGUCACAUUACUGAUAGCAGUCUUGAAGGCCCUGAUGCGGAUAUCAGUUUCAAGGGAAAGAAGGGUAAAUUGAAAAUGCCCAAGGUGAAAGGAAAGAUGAAAACUGAUAUUACUGUCGAUUCUAAAUCUGGCAACGUUGAGCUAGCUGCAGACUCACCUGACUUGCAUCUCAAAGGACCUAAGGUUAAGAAACCUUUGUUUGGAAAAUUACAUUUUCCUGAUGUGGAAUUUGACAUAAAAUCCCCAAAGCCAAAAGGUGGUAAUUCAGUUUCUGGAAAUUCAAAAUCAGUUGAAAUUGAUUCAUCACCUGGAAGUCUUAAAGCAGAUAUACCGGGUGUUGAUAUUCAGACACCACAUGUUAGUUUGGAGGGUGUAGACAUCAAAGCUAAAAAAUCCAAAAUCAAAAUGCCAAAGUUAAUCUCAGGAUCCAAGGUCAAAUCUGCUGAUGUUGACGUCAAUGUUCCAAAGCUUCGUUCACCUGAAAUGAGCAUGAAUCUGGGUGCACCUGAUGUUAGCUUAGAAGGGCAUGGCAUAAAAGUUGAGGCCCCUGAGAUAAAAGGGACCUUUGAAGGUAGAGUGAAGGGGUGCACAGAGGCAGAAGGCUUUAAAGCAGAAGGACUUCAGGGGAUAGAUCUGAAUAUGCCAUCUGCAAAGUUUCAAGUACCCCAUGUAGGUUCUUCAGAUGUGAAAACAGGAGAAAUAGGCAUGCAUACAGAUUUUGCAGUAUCAAGUGCAACUGAGUAUCCCGAGGGUAAUGUAACCUUUCCUAAGAUUAAAGUGUCAAAAUUUGGUAUAGCCUUGCCUCAGGUAGAAGGAAGGGAGAUGGGUGUAGAUGUAGGGUCAGGAGAAUUAAGUGCUAGUGGUAAUGCUAGUUCAAGUCUGGAGACACCAUGCCCAGAUUUAAAAAGCAGUGGUGUCAAAGUCAAAGUCAAAAAGCCACGAUUCUUUGGCAAAUCUAAACCUAAGGGUGGAAGUGCAGCUGAUCUUACUUUUCAGGGACCAGAAGUUGAAGCUAAGGGGGGUGCCAAAGUGUCUAAAGGAUUAAGUGCAAGUUCUGGGGAGCUUAUAGGUGGAAAGACCUUAGAGGGGAGUUCUGGUUUAAAAAUUUCACCUAAGAGUAAAUCUGCUUCACUUGAUCUUUACAAGAAAUCGAGGCAUCGUUCUUCAUCACUCAGUGAUGAAGGAGAACUUGCUUCCCCUACUUCUGUUGAAGGGCAUUUACAGGCAGAAGGUGGUGACAUUUCAAUGGAUGUUGGAGGCGCUAAAGUGAAAGGCAAAAAAGGAGGUCUGAAGUUUGGUACAUUUGGUGGGUUUAGUUCAAAGUCCAAGGGUUUGUAUGAAGUGACACUUGGUGAGGAUAGUGAAGCAAAGAUUGAAGGUGCUGGAGUUGUUUCCCCUUCAAAGAGGUCUAGAGUGUCAUCAACAUCUAGCAGUGAUAGUGUUUCAAAGGGUGGUUUUCGCUUCCCAAAAGUUGAAAUUGCUGUUUCACCAAAGAAAUAAUAUGCUUUGAUAUGAUUAAAAGGCACUCGUUUUGCCUUUUUAUAUACUAUGCGUUCACAUACAGUCUAAUGCUUUAUAGUAGACAGCUACUUUAUAAGCCUCAUCUAACUACAGUGCACUGUCAUAAAUAUAGACAUUUUGUCCAGAUUCCUUUUGCCAUUCCAAAUAAUAGUUCAUUCAUUUUGCUGGGGUACAUAUCAUGCCUUAUAACUGUAAAUAAGAGAACUCUGUAUUGUAAUUUUCAUUAUCAUUUGUAAAUAGUAAAAAAAAUUGACUACCAUCACAUUUUCUAUCCACUGCCACAGCAAUAUUGAAAUGGCAUAUUUGCAUGUGGUUUUAACACUUUUUGUGAUAUGAUAAUUAUAUUUUUGUAUUUGUUAAUCUUUAGGGGAAUUGGUUUAGCAAGCAUCUGUCAAAUAUGUAUUAACAGGUUUUAUGUGCCUUUCAUAUACAGUUUUAUUCAAAACAAACAAACCCAGAACAUUUAAUAUAAUUAAGAUUUUAUAAUUUUGAAAUUAAGUCUGUAUAAUACUAAAAAGUGAUUUUUUUUUUAAAAAGUGACUGUUCAUUCAAAUGACAUUUUAUAUUAUAGAUCUGUAAAAAUGUAAAUAAACUGAUGAUACACUUUGAUAUGGGAAUUAUCCUUUUAGUACCAAAUAAACAAUAAGCCAAAUAAUUAUGCAAACAUGUUACAGAAAUUAUAUUUGAUGAGAUCUUGAACUUGCACAGUAAACCAAUAACUGUUUAUCAGACAUUACUAUUCUAAUGAACAUUUUGAGAUUGCUAUUGUCUCCUCCCCUCCCCAACACUUUAAUUUUACCAAAUGAAUUGCUGUGCUUGAAUUAUUAUUUUAUUUUUAUUUCCUGUCAUCUGCAAAACCAAAUAAAGUGUUCAGUUAUCAUGUGUA